AUGCAUUUUCCUCGUCUCGCUCUCUUCAUCAGCCUACUGUCAGCAGUCAGCGCCGCCGCUCCAGUGGAGGAAAGACAAGUCGUCGCCAAUAAUCCUACGGUAACAAUCAGCAAUGGUGUCAUUAUAGGUACCGCAACAGCCAUUCCCAACCAGCCAAACGUGACGCCCGCGAAAUCAUACCUGGGAAUUCCCUACGCGAAACCCCCAACCGGUGACCUUCGAUUCGCACCUCCUGAGCCUCCAACAUCCUGGACUUCACCUCUUCAAGCUCAGAGUCUCCCACCGGCUUGUCUGCAGCAGUUUGUGAGUGGUGCAGCUGGAGAGAAAGAAAAGGCAUACUUCAACAACCCGGGCUAUCCAGUUCCGGCCGAGAGUGAAGAUUGCUUGUACCUCAACGUUUUCGCUCCUCAGAAGGCGAGUCCAUCCGACAAUAAAGCGGUCUUGUUCUGGCUUUUUGGUGGGAACAAUGCAUUCGGCACGGCUUCGUUGCAAUACUAUGAUGGUAGCUCUUUGGCAGCCAACGAGGAUGUCGUGGUGGUUGUCRUCAAUUAUAGAACCAACAUGUUUGGGUUCUCCAACUCACCUGAGAUCCCCUUUGGGAAGCAGAAUAGCGCAUACCUGGACCAACGUCUGGCACUACAGUGGGUGCAAGACAAUAUCAAGGAGUUCGGCGGCGAUCCAACUCGAGUCACUCUCUUUGGAGAAAGUGCUGGAGGCCACGACAUCAAACAACUUCUGGCAAACCCACCAAGCCCCCUGCCUUUCCACGGAGCUAUCAUGCAGUCGCAGAACCAGGCUCCGACUGGUUAUGGUCCAGCCAGCUAUGCGAACGUAGCGAACCACUUUGGCUGUGGUAGUGCUUCCUCCACUUUGGCCUGCCUUCGCAAAGUCUCUGCAACAGACAUCCAAUCGUAUAUUACUGCCCAAGGCCUUGGAUUCCAGGAAGUGGUCGGCGAUGGCACUUCAGUCGGCAAAUUUGCCAUUACCAGCCUCCUCUCAGGAAGCUUCGCAAACGUGCCCAUCCUUAUUGGAACGAACGCCAACGAGGCUACCGUCUUUGUGGACCUUCUCGGCAUCGAUGACAACACUCCUCUCAACCAGUCUCUUGCCAAGUAUGGCUUCGAUUUCGGGAUGCCCGACUCGACUGUGAACGCCUUAUAUCCAAAACUUAUAGGAAGCGGCAAAGCGCUGGCCAGCCAAGUCCUAACUGAUCUCCUCUUCACCUGCUCAACUCAAACCCUCUCAAGCGCCAUCCAGAUAUCAGGACGUUCCAUCUGGCGCUACAGCUACGCAGGAGACUUUCCCAACCUACAUUUAUUCCCCAAUGCAGGCGCAUACCAUACCAGCGAAAUCCCAUCCGUCUUUGGAACUUAUCCUCUGAAGAAUGAAUUCGGUUCCGCCACCCAAGACCAAAUCGCUUUGAGUACAUACAUGCAAGGCGUAUGGUCUGAUUUUGCGAAGAGCCCAAAUACUGGAAUUCCGUGGCCUAAGCUUGGAAGUGCGUUGGGCAAGGAGCUGGGUGUCUUGGGUGGGAAGAAUGCUCCAAGUGGUGAGGAGACUAGAUAUCUUAUCUCGAGCGAUGCACCUUGCGCUGUGUUCUCGCCACUUUUGAUCGCUGCUGGUGCUGCUUACUAG
Ramularia collo-cygni is the source of this 1635-nucleotide messenger RNA. Its product is annotated as related to triacylglycerol lipase V precursor. The transcript is spliced from 6 exons. The record is from RefSeq and is a predicted model, not a curated record. Gene Ontology annotation, molecular function: cholinesterase activity. Lineage: Eukaryota; Fungi; Ascomycota; Dothideomycetes; Mycosphaerellales; Mycosphaerellaceae. The coding region runs from base 1 to 1635 and encodes 544 amino acids.